AUGAAGGGUUCCUGUCAGGAGGGCGCCGCCACCGCCGCCUCCGCCGCAGCCAUCGCCAUCUUCCGGGGUUUGAAAAUGGCGGCCGCGCGGCGACCAGCCAAUCAGGGGACGGCGCUCGAGCAGAAGAGAGUCCAAGUGCCUUCAUCCUCUAAUUAUAAGAAGGCACUACAGCAAAGGGAGUGCCUGUCUGUCCACAUCGGCCAAGCUGGCGUCCAGAUUGGGGAUGCCUGUUGGGAGCUCUACUGCCUGGAACACGGAAUCCAGCCAGAUGGCGUUGUUCUCGACGGCAGGCAGGAUCUGCAGGCACGUGCCAAAACGGAGCCUAUGGGUGCAUCUUUCGAUUCCUUCUUUUGUGAGACCAGAGCUGGGAAGCACGUGCCCAGAGCACUCUUCAUGGACCUGGAGCCAACUAUUGUAGACGAGAUCCGUGCAGGCAGGUACCGCUCACUCUUCCACCCGGAGCAGCUCGUCAGCGGAAAGGAGGAUGCUGCAAGUAACUACGCCCGUGGUCGCUACUCUGUGGGGCCGGAGAUCCUCGAUCUGGUGCUGGAGAGUCUCCGAAAGCUGGCGGAACAGUGCUGUGAUCUUCAGGGAUUUUUGAUUUUCCGAAGCUUUGGAGGAGGCACUGGAUCAGGAUUUACGUCUCUCUUAAUGGAGCAGCUCUCCAUAGACUACAGCACGAAGGCUAAACUGGAGUUCUCUGUCUACCCAGUCCCCCGGAUCUCCACGGCUAUAGUGGAGCCUUACAACACCAUCCUCACCACCCAUUCCACUAUAGAGCAUGUGGACUGUACCUUCCUGGUGGACAACGAGGCCAUCUAUGACAUAUGCCAUCGCAAACUUGACGUUGAACACCCCUCUUAUGCCAGCAUCAACAGGCUGCUGAGUCAGGCAGUAUCUUCCAUCACCACUUCCCUCCGGUUUGAGGGGGCCCUGAACGUGGACCUGAUUGAGUUCCAGACCAACCUCGUACCUUACCCUAGAAUACACUUCCCCAUGACCAGCUUUGCCCCCAUCAUCUCUGUUGACAACGCCCAUCACGAGGAGCCCUCUGUGUCAGACAUCACAGCUGCUUGCUUCAAGCCCUCCAACCAGCUGGUCAAGUGUGACUCUCACCUGGGGAAGUACGUGGCCUGCUGCCUGCUCUACAGAGGGGAUGUGGUCCCCAAGGACGUGAACGUGGCAAUUGCAGCCAUGAAGACAAGGAACUCUGUCCAGUUUGUAGAUUGGUGUCCAACUGGAUUCAAGGUGGGCAUCAAUGGUCAUCCCCCCCGGGCAGUGCCGGGAGGGGACCUGGCCCAGGUCCAGCGGGCUGUCUGUAUGUUGAGCAACAACACGGCGGUUGUGGAGGCCUGGGCCCGCCUGGAACACAAGUUCGACCUCAUGUAUGCCAAGAAGGCGUUUCUGCACUGGUACAUUAGGGAAGGCAUGGAGGAAGGCGAGUUUGUAGAAGCCAGGGAAGACUUGGCAGUCUUGGAGAAGGAUUACGAGGAAGUGGGGCGAAGUUUCUGA
This is a messenger RNA of Mesoplodon densirostris (Blainville's beaked whale), 1512 nucleotides long. It is a transcript of the gene TUBAL3, whose product is annotated as tubulin alpha like 3. The record is from RefSeq and is a predicted model, not a curated record. Gene Ontology annotation, molecular function: structural constituent of cytoskeleton; GTP binding. The transcript has 5 exons. Gene Ontology annotation, cellular component: cytoplasm; microtubule. The coding region runs from base 1 to 1512 and encodes 503 amino acids. NCBI's taxonomy places the organism in Eukaryota, Metazoa, Chordata, Mammalia, Artiodactyla, Ziphiidae. Gene Ontology annotation, biological process: mitotic cell cycle; microtubule cytoskeleton organization.